UAAAAACUAGCGAGAAUUAAUAGAAGAAGACCGUGUUGCCUACAAACAUCGCACAGACGGUUUAACAACAUCGCAUAAAACAAAGUAGUGAAAAAACUAACGAAAAGAUGAGACAAGUAUUAAAUAGAUUACUUUUUAACAGACAUAUCUUUGUUUUGUCUAAAGACAGUAAAAGAUUCGCCGGUCACAGCAAGUGGGCGAAUAUAAAACACACAAAGGAAAAACAUGAUAACGAAAGAAUGAUGCUCUUUUGGAGUCUUAAAUCGCAAAUGAAAGUUGCGAUACAAUUAGGUGGCAGUACAGAUCCAGAUAAAAAUCUAAAAUUAUCACAGGUCAUUGAACGAGCCAAAAAAGCAAACAUGCCGGUUGCCUCCAUAAAAUCUUUUCUCGAAAAAAUGGAAUUCUCCGGUAAUAAGACAGAAAAAGGUUUGCUAGAAGUUCAUGGACCAAAUGGUUAUAUCAUGCUUGUGAGUUUUACAACAGACAAUCCAAAGUCAUUUACAGCUAAACUGAAUGGAGAACUAAAAAAGACUAGAGGGAAGGUCAUGAAUGUUUUUCCUGGAAAAAUGUUUAAUCAUGUAGGUACUAUUAUAGUUGAAAAGAAAGAUGAUUUGGAUAAAGCUGUGGAAGAUGCCAUUUCUGUUGGUGCAGAAGAUGUGGAAGAGUUUGAAGAAAAUAAUGUAAAAUACUUUCGGUUUAAAUGUGAACCAAAGCUAGUGAGCAAGAUAAAGAGUUUGUUAGAAUCUCUUCACUACUCUGUAGUUUUUGCAGAAGAAGAGUACGUACCAAAAACUGUAAUAAAUUUAAACGAAUCAGAUUUAAAAUUUGUUUCUGAGAUUCAUAACAAAGUUCUAAACUUAAGUGAUGUCAAUUGUAUAUACGAUAAUCUAAUAUAAUCUACGAAACUGUCCGCCACAUAUUCUGAAAAGAACUCUAAACCAAUAUAAAAAGAAAAACCUUUUUUUGUGUUGGUUUUAUAAAAAUGUACAUAAGAUAGUAAAAUUGUAUAUAAAUGUUAUAUAUUGUCAUAAAAAUUGAGAAGCGUUUACAACUUACAAUGAAAGCUUUUUUCACAUGAUUUAUAAAAGUAUUGUAUGUGUGGGUAUACAUAAAUAUAUAUUAAUACAUAUUAAAUUAUAUAUGUACAUAUAGAACAUAAAAAAGUAUA
Molecule: messenger RNA, 1168 nt
Organism: Pseudomyrmex gracilis
Lineage: Eukaryota; Metazoa; Arthropoda; Insecta; Hymenoptera; Formicidae
Product: probable transcriptional regulatory protein Cthe_2075
Exons: 4
Coding region: 108-896 (262 amino acids)
Cellular component (GO): mitochondrion
Source: RefSeq, a predicted model, not a curated record